Messenger RNA from Spirodela intermedia, 957 nucleotides. The record is from the annotation of a GenBank genome assembly. Lineage: Eukaryota; Viridiplantae; Streptophyta; Magnoliopsida; Alismatales; Araceae.
AUGACCUUCUUAAAGCUCGGCUCCCUCUUCCUGUCCCUCUCCCUGCUCCUAAACCUGGCCGCCACCAGCUCCGCCGGACAAAGCGGCGGCGGCGCUAUCGCCGUCUACUGGGGCCAGAACCCUGGCGAGGGGAGGCUCUCCAAGGCCUGCCGCACCGGCAAUUACGACUUCGUUAACAUCGCCUUCCUCACCGCCUUCGGCGGCGGCCGCUCGCCGGUGCUCGACCUCUCCGGCCACUGCAACGCCUCCCGCGGCGGUUGCGCCGCCCUCUCCCGCGAUAUCCGCACCUGCCAGAAGCUCGGCGUGAAGGUCCUCCUCUCCCUCGGCGGCGGCGAUGCUGCCAGCCACUCCCUGGACUCCGCCGAGGACGCCCGGCAGGUGGCAGAGUACCUGUAUAACAACUUUCUCUUCGGGAAGGCCUUCUCCCGCCCCCUCGGCCGCGCCGCCCUCGACGGGGUCGACUUCUCCGUCGCUGGCGGCUCCACAAGGAAGGACCGCCUCCACUGGGAGGACCUCGCCGGAGGCCUCGCCAACUACAGCCGGGAAGGCCGCAAGGUCCUCCUCACCGCCGCCGCCGACUGCGAGUUCCGGGACAGGACCCUGAAGCGCGCCAUCGCCGCCGGCGUCUUUGACGCUGUCUGGGUCCGCUUCUUCGGCGGCGCCACCUGCCAGUACUCGCCGGAGAAUCUACUCCCCAUGAAGCUCUCAUGGGAGAGAUGGAACGCCAAGGCCAAGGCGGCGGCGCUGUUCGUCGGCCUCCCAGCCGCGGAGGAUGCCGCCGCCGGCGGCGGGUACGUGCCACCGGAGAACUUCACCGCGCAGGUUCUCCCCUUCGUCAGCGGCUACCCCAAGUACGGCGGCGUCAUGCUCUGGGACAGGUAUUACGACGCUGCCAACGGGUACAGCGCCCAGGUCAAAUGCGAGGUCAAGGACUGCGAAGUCAACACCGAUAUUUGA